AACGAACCAGAGGGUUAGCGCAAUAUUAAACCGUGAGACCAAAUUUGAAACUUUUUUUUUUUGUUUUUUUUUGAACAUCGAAUCGACAAAUUCCUUCCGCCGUCGGAAUGUCAAUUCCCGAUUCCAACGCCUCCGCUUCUGUAAUGGAGUCUCCGUCUCUCUCCACCGCUUCCGAAACUCUUGCGAGACCAGUAAACACUACCAUACUACCGCCGUCUCAGCCACCUCCUGCUCCGCCGCCACCACCGCCGCCGACUUACAGACCCAUAGCUCCGUUUCGCCAUCCUAAUCCGUUACAACAAGCUCAUAAUAACCUCUACGCGCAGUCAAUUCCAAACAUACGCCCGAAUCAAGAUCCGUCGGCGGUUCUUUACCCGUUUGCUCCUCCGGGUCGAGGGUUUCCAGCCCGACCCGUUCGAGGGUUCCUCGCUGAUCAGAGUGGGUACCCUCCUCGCCCGGGUGUGGCUUACAAUCUUCGACAGUUUGGACCGACUCAAAUGGAAACCAUGAUGCAGUUAAUGAGGGGGAGAAAUCCUCAGUUACCACGCCUUGGAGCGGCUUCUCCUGUUGGGUCGGGUCCCAGGCGAGGAAGUCCUCAGUUUCUGCAACCGCGGGUUGCCCCGCCCCGAACUUCUGUUCAAGACACCAGCAGGAAUAGAAAGGCCAGAGGCAAGGAUGAGGCUCUUAUUCUUGUUAGAGGGAGAAAGGUCAGAAUCACUGAAGGAGCUUCUCUUUACUCACUUGGUCGAUCGUGGUUAAAAAAUGGUGCUCACGUAGGAAUUCAGCCGCAAAGGAGUGGUAUAAUGAAACCUUUACCAAGGCCGUUACCUGUGGAUAUGACAGAGACAAGCGUGCCAGCUGAAGAAUCAGCUGAUGAAGACGAAGAGGACGAGGAAGCUGUAAAAGAAUUAUCAGAGAAAGAUCUUUUGAAAAGACACAUUGAGCGAGCUAAGAAGAUCCGUGCACGAUUGAGAGAAGAACGGUUGAGGAAGAUCAAGAGGUACAAAGAAAGAAUAGCUCUUCUUCUGCCACGAUCCGAAGAAGAAAAAUGAAAGCAUUAAGAGAAAUUAGAACGGUAAAGUUUUGUUAGGACCUAGCUUUUAUAUAUAUGACUGUUGUUGAUUUAGCAUAGUAGUUACCACGUAACAUACGUGCAGUAGGUGUGUUUUUCUCUUCCUCUACAAUAGAUUUAGUAGGACUACUCAUUGAAUUGUCAAUGUGUGUGUCAUUCUUCCUAAAACAAAGGAGGAAGAUAAAGUUGUUUCCUAGAUAUUAGUCACUUCUUUUAACCAGUUUGACAAUAAAGUUUUCUCGUCUUACA
This is a messenger RNA of Capsella rubella, 1321 nucleotides long. Its product is annotated as ESX-1 secretion-associated protein EspI. The transcript is spliced from 7 exons. The record is from RefSeq and is a predicted model, not a curated record. Gene Ontology annotation, cellular component: transcription repressor complex. Lineage: Eukaryota; Viridiplantae; Streptophyta; Magnoliopsida; Brassicales; Brassicaceae. Bases 108 to 1052 code for a protein of 314 amino acids.